Molecule: messenger RNA, 1140 nt
Organism: Aspergillus nomiae NRRL 13137
Lineage: Eukaryota; Fungi; Ascomycota; Eurotiomycetes; Eurotiales; Aspergillaceae
Exons: 2
Coding region: 124-1140 (338 amino acids)
Source: RefSeq, a predicted model, not a curated record
GGUUCUGCCACAGAAGAAGUCAUGAAGUUAAUCCGUCACACUAACCACCGACGGUGAAUCUGCCCGCAUCACUUCUUCUCUGCUACCGAGACCUGCGCAUUUAUAUCUGCCUUAGGCGCCAAGAUGAGUUUCCUCGAUUCCGUUCUUUCAUCUAUCGAGACGGGCAAACCGUCUCCCCUACCGCCAGUCUCUACCACACAAUCAGCGCCCGUCUCCUCGUCAACUGCCAAGUCAGAGGCUCGCAGGCCCAUCACGACCCCUCGCGAUGCCGCCGAGCGGACAAGUAAUGCUGCAGGUACGAAACGCAAGGCCGAGGAGCUGCUGCAACGUCCUCAGAAGCCUCUUACCCAGGUAUCUAGCAAACCACCACCUUCUAGACCAAUGGCUGCGGCUGUAACUCCUAAGCCCCGUUCUACCACUACAUCAGCUGCGAGGCCCGCCGUAAAGAGCAGUAUAUCAACGUCAUCGGCAUCACAAAAAGCAGCUCCGGUGUCUUCAAAGCCUCCCCCGAAGGGAUCGUUUGCGGAGAUAAUGGCAAAAGCAAAGGAACUGCAGCAGAAAGCCCCAACGCAAGCGGGCAUGUUCAAGCAUCAGGCUGUACCUAAAGAGAAGCUUAGCAAGAUGGAACGCAAGAAACGAGCCAUGGAAGCACAAGCGAAGGAAAAAGAUGCACGAUCGGCAAGAAAACUCGGCACUACGUCUGGUCCAGCAGCAGGUAGCAAAGCCAGUGAUGGAAAGCCUGCUAGGAAGCGGGAGCCUGAAGCGCUGUCGUACAAGGGUACUGCAAGGCCAACACCAUCUGCGGCACCGGAAUACAGAGGUACGGCUGGCUUACCUGCUCGAAGCAAUCCAAGCGACCGGAAAGCACAGUCUCGAGCGAGCAAACGAUCUAGGAUGGACGAAUAUCUUGGAACAGACGAAGAAGACGAGGGAGAUUACACAGAGGACUACGACGACUACUACUCCGAUGCAUCAUCGGAUAUGGAAGGCGGAUUUAAUGAUGUGGAGGAGGAAGAAGCAGCCGCAUUGGCAGUUGCAAGGAAAGAAGAUGAAGAAGAAUGGCGCGCGGAACUUGCAGCCAAGCAAGCGAAGCUGGAGCGCCAGAGGAAGCUCUCUACAUUGGCAUCCCGACGACGCUGA